Messenger RNA from Drosophila erecta, 321 nucleotides. RefSeq lists its product as uncharacterized. The coding region runs from base 1 to 321 and encodes 106 amino acids. Gene Ontology annotation, molecular function: chitin binding. The transcript has 2 exons. The record is from RefSeq and is a predicted model, not a curated record. NCBI's taxonomy places the organism in Eukaryota, Metazoa, Arthropoda, Insecta, Diptera, Drosophilidae.
AUGCAUCCGUCAGCUUCGUUCUGGUCACUUGCCAGCUGCCUUGUGCUGCUCCUGCUUCCGUCCGGAAUCCGAUCGAUGUGCAACGACAACACUAAGCCGGGAUGCCGCCAUCCGGCCGAGCUGCGAAUCCCCCAGCGUCAUUGUAUGGAUCCCACCAAGUACUGGCUCUGCAACGACGCCGGCUUGGAAGCCCAACUCUGUAAGUGCCAGCCCAACACCGGAUUCGACCAGGACCUUAACGCCUGUGUGCCGUGGACCGCAUGGGAGUGGAAGCCAUGUCAGGAACCACCCAGUCGUCCUACUGGAUGGAUACCAUGCUAG